ACGCAUGAGAUUUCUCCUCUGUUCUGCUCAUCACUUUCUAGUUAAUGAGUGACGUAAGAAAAACUACGGAAAGCCGGAGGAAUCAGGCCCGUUUGUCGCUUUCUUUUUUUACUUCGCGUUCGCGCGGUGAGGUUUUGGUUGGGCUGCACAAACAAUGAUGUCGGAGCAGGAGGCUUUGAAGAACUCCAGCGCGAGGAACCGUGGAGGCGUGCAGCGGGUCGAGGGCAAACUACGAGCCAGUGUGGAAAAGGGUGAUUACUAUGAAGCCCAUCAAAUGUAUCGCACCUUGUUCUUUAGGUACAUGUCACAGGCCAAGCAUGCAGAGGCCAGGGAGCUGAUGUAUAAUGGGGCUCUGCUGUUCUUCAGCUACAACCAGCAAAACAGCGCCGCUGACCUGUCCAUGCUCGUGCUGGAAUCUCUGGAAAAGUCAGAAACAAAAGUAUCAGAUGAGAUAUUCGAGCAUCUAACCAAGCUCUUCAGCCUGAUGGACCCCAACUCCCCAGAGAGGGUGGCCUUCGUGUCCCGGGCGCUUAAGUGGUCUACGGGGGGCUCAGGCAAGUUGGGCCACGCCAACCUGCACCAGCUGCUGGCCGUCACCUUGUGGAAAGAGCAAAACUACAGCGAGUCCCGCUACCACUUCCUGCAUUCGUCGGACGGCGAGGGCUGCGCGCAGAUGCUGGUGGAGUACUCGGCGUCGCGUGGCUACCGCAGCGAGGUCGACAUGUUCGUGGCCCAGGCCGUCCUACAGUUCCUUUGCCUGAAGAACAAGAGCAGUGCUUCUGUAGUGUUCAGCACCUACACACAGAGGCACCCAUCCAUAGAGAGGGGCCCCCCCUUCGUCCAGCCGCUGCUCAACUUUCUCUGGUUCCUGCUGCUGGCCGUGGACGGGGGGAAGCUAACGGUCUUCACUGUGUUAUGUGAGCAGUACCAACCCUCCCUGAAGAGGGACCCCAUGUAUAAUGAGUACCUUGACAGGAUAGGACAGCUCUUCUUCGGCGUGCCCCCGAAACAAACGUCCUCCUAUGGCGGGUUGCUAGGUAACCUGCUGAACAGCCUGAUGGGAUCAGGCGAGGAUGAGGAGGGUGAAGAGGUUCAGGAAGACGGCAGCCCUAUUGAACUGGACUGAGGAACGGGGUGGGGGGGCAGAGGCUGGCCUGGUCCAGGGCUCGGAGCAGCAGACCCCCAGCUGCCCGCCCCAGCCCCACCACACUAAACCGACACAGAACCAGAGAAAAAAAUGGCCACAACCCCCCCCAUGCCCUGGGACUACAGCAGUGUUUUUUUUGGUCUUUUUUUAAAUUUUUUUUUCCUGGAAGGUGGGCAGUGGGCCUUGGUUUUUUUCCUCAUAGUUUGAUGCAAUUUUAAGAGGGGGGGGCGCACAUCUGCUCUUGGUGUAUUUUUUUUGUAUUGUUUCCUUUUCCACGGGGGAAUGGUCUCGAUAUUUAUGCGUAACAUUACACAGUUUCAGUCAGUGUGCAGUAGAGUCUGCACACACUGAAUGACCAUGGCGUUGGGGGGGGGGGGUGCACUUAUUGUACCAUUAAAGUAACGAGGAUAAAUUAUGCUCUUUAUAAAGUAA
This is a messenger RNA of Brienomyrus brachyistius, 1579 nucleotides long. It is a transcript of the gene get4, whose product is annotated as guided entry of tail-anchored proteins factor 4. The record is from RefSeq and is a predicted model, not a curated record. Gene Ontology annotation, molecular function: protein binding. Gene Ontology annotation, cellular component: cytosol; BAT3 complex. Lineage: Eukaryota; Metazoa; Chordata; Actinopteri; Osteoglossiformes; Mormyridae. Bases 155 to 1126 code for a protein of 323 amino acids. The transcript is spliced from 9 exons. Gene Ontology annotation, biological process: protein insertion into ER membrane.